CAUCAUCUUCACAACACGUUAAUUCGCGUAGUGUUCUAGUCACUAGCAAACAAGAGAGAGCUUUUGUGUCUCCUACCUCAAAAGAAUUCCUCAUCCUCAUCUCUCGCACCUCUCUGCCGGUAGCGCGAGCCACACAGCGCAGUCAUGGCCAGCGACGAUCAGCGGGGGCUACAUUAUGAACAAACGUUGAUGUAUGGUCGCUACACACAGGAGUUGGGGGCGUAUGCCAAAGAAGAGGCAGCUCGCCUGAGGGAGGAGGGGGUGAGGAGGCGCUCGGUCACAGAACGCUCACGCUCCCUGGAACUUCUGGAGAAUGACAAGGGCUGCUGCGCCAAGUGUCGCAUCUGUACAGUGCGCUGUCAGAAGUUCCUCAUCUCUUGUGUUGGUGAAGACUGGAUCUUCCUCAUCCUCCUGGGUCUAUUCAUGGCUCUACUCAGCUGGCUGGUCGACUUUGGUAUCGGCAUCUGUCUACAAUCACAGAAGUGGAUGUAUGUGAACCUGGAGAGUAAUGUGUUUCUCCAGUACCUAGCCUGGGUCACCUACCCUGUGGUGCUCAUCACCUUCUCAGCUGGCUUCACACAGCUACUGGCCCCACAGGCCGUAGGUUCAGGUAUCCCAGAGAUUAAGACCAUUCUGAGGGGUGUAGUGCUGAAAGAAUGCCUCACCUUUAAAACCUUUGUGGCCAAAGUCAUCGGCCUCACCUGUGCCCUGGGCAGUGGCAUGCCUCUGGGCAAGGAGAGUCCGUUUGUUCACAUUGCCAGUCUUGGUGCUGCACUUCUCUGCAAGUUCAUGUCUCUGUUUGGAGGAAUCUAUGAGAAUGAGUCGAGGAACAUUGAGCUGUUGUCAGUUGCCUGUGCUGUUGGGGUGAGCUGUGUUUUCGCUGCCCCUAUAGGAGGUUUGCUGUUCAGUAUUGAGGCAAUGUCUACUUUCUUCACUGUGAGGAACUACUGGAGAGGGUUCUUCGCUGCCACCGUCACUGCCUUCAUGUACAGAGUUCUGGCCGUGUGGAACAGAGACGAGGUGACCAUCACAGCUCUGUUGCCAACCAAUUUCCGUCAGGACUUCCCCUUUGACCUCCAGGAGCUCCCAGCCUUCGCUGUCCUUGGUAUUGCCAGUGGUCUUGGCGGGGCGUUGUUUGUCUGCCUGAACAGACAGAUAGUCCAGUUAAUCAGGAACCAGAAGACCAUCAAAAAGUUUCUCAUGAAGAAGCGUCUACUGUACCCAGCCCUGGUCACUCUGCUUGUGUCUACGAUAACGUUUCCCCCUGGCUUCGGACAGUUCAUGGCAGCCAAGCUGACCCAGAUGGAGUCCCUGGAGACGUUGCUAGAUAACCAGACGUGGUCUAAGCAGGGCAUACCCGAGGAGUUUGACAGCAACAGCCACUCCCAGGCCUGGAAACACCCCCAGGUCAACGUCUUCGUCACCCUCACCCUCUUUGUCGUCAUGAAGUUCUGGAUGUCUGCUCUGGCCAUGACCAUGCCUGUGCCCUGUGGAGCCUUCAUGCCCGUCUUCGUCAUUGGGGCAGCGUUUGGCCGCCUGGUCGGGGAAAGCAUGGCCGCCUGGUUCCCUGAUGGCGUCCACUCUGAUGGCACCAUCUACCCCAUAGAGCCAGGAGUGUACGCAGCCGUAGGUGCGGCGGCCCUGUCUGGAGCAGUCACUCACACAGUGUCGACGGCAGUUGUUGUGUUUGAGCUGACGGGUCAGAUCAGCCACAUCCUGCCGGUGAUGAUAGCGGUGAUACUGGCCAACGCCGUGGCCCAGUCCCUCCAGCCCUCGCUAUAUGACUCCCUCAUCAUGAUCAAGAAACUACCCUACCUCCCUGAACUGGGCUGGGGACACCACGAGAAGUAUAAUAUUCGUGUGGAGGACAUCAUGAUCAGGGAUGUGAUGUACAUCACCCUCAACUGCUGCUACAGAGACCUGCAUGAUGUACUGCUGACUGGACACCUCAAGACCCUGGCCCUGCUCGAGUCCAGUGAGUCGAUGAUCCUGCUGGGUUCUAUUGAGCGUGCCCAGAUCCAGGCCCUCCUGUCCCUACAGCUAGGCCGGCCACGGAGGCUGAAGUACCUGAGAGACCGGGCCACAGCUGAGAAGCGCCUGUCGGUGGUCUCCCACCCGGGCAGUGAGGACGGCUCCACCAUGGUCAACCAGGAGGUCCACUUCCAGGUCAAUAAGAUCUCCACAGAGGAGACUUCCCUCAGUUCCACCCCUACCCCCUCCAUGAAGCCACUGAAGCCGGCCCUGAAGAGACCCUCUGUGGUGGACUGCCCUACUGAGAUACCCAUGCCCACAAGUCCACAGGACCACUCAGGCAGCACCUUAAAGAACCUCUUCCGUGUCAGACCUGAUAUAGAAGGCCUGGAGGAUGACUUCGAUGUGGAUGAUGACAUGACCAUCAGAGAGAUUGCAGAGUGGGAGGAGAACCAGCUUGACGAGCAGGUGAACUUCGACAACUGCAUGAUCGACCCCGCCCCCAUCCAACUGGUGGAGAACACCUCACUACAUAAGACCCACACCAUAUUUUCUCUGCUGGGGUUGGACCAUGCCUACGUCACCAGCAUUGGACGACUCAUCGGAGUGGUGUCCCUCAAAGAGCUGCAGAAGGCCAUCGAGGGCUCUGUGGCAGUGAAGGGGGUGAAUGUGCGCCCCCCUCUGGCCAGUUUCCGGGACAGCGGCACCAGUGGCACCAUUAUGAAUAACGAGAACAAGGCCAGAGAUCUCCACAAGCUGUGGAACCGCCGAAAGUUGAUGUCCCUCCCCCAGGAGCACCGAGCCUCCGACUCUGACGAGAAGUCCAAGUGAGGUGGACUGGGAUAGGUUGACGGGGAUGGGGACAGGUGGAUGGGGACGAUGAUGCGGACAGGUGGACGGGGAUGGGGACAGGUGACACAGGGAUGGGGACAGAUGUGUUGGCGAGGAGUAGGAGGAGCAUUGACCCCCCCCCCCCCCCCCCCCCCAACUCAAAACCACAACCGAUGCUGCAAACUCAUGGCUAAGGUGUCACUGCUUAACAAAGGUGAUCAGAGCAAAAUGUAUAGAAUAUGCGUGUUUUGACUAUAAAAGGAAUUGCAUUUUUUUUACCAAUUUUGCAGACUUGGCUAUUGGUCUGACUUUGAGAGGAAAUUUACAAAAGAAAAUCCUAUGUGUACCUUCUCAGAAAAUACAGUCUCAAACACACACGCACAAGUUUUAAUAAGAGCCAGUCUGCACACUCCAAGACAAUGGAGUUCUCUCUAAAAAUAGCUCUUUAUAACCUUGAAGAGAGGAAGAAGGAGAGGGGGAAAGAGUGAAAAAGGCUAAAAUAUGACAAUAUGAAAGCGUUUUCUGUUAUCUAAUCUGCUGCUGCUUUAGGGUGUCCCCCCCCCCCCCCAUAGAACCCAGGGUAGCUUUCUGGUUGGCCAACUUCACAUCCCCACUGUAUAUGUCCACUGUCCAGUAACACUACACUAGUGAUCAGAGUAAGGUCAGACCCAGACCACAUAGAACCAGUUUGAUUCAGUCCCAUUCUAAAUCCUAUUUUCCCUACCCUUAACCCUAGCUCCAAACCCUAACCUUAACCUUAAACCUAACCCUAGCUCCUAACCCUAACCCAAAUUCUAACCAUAACACUAAUUCUGACCUUAACCCUAAACCCCCUAGAAAUGGCAUUUGACCUUGUGGGGACCAACAAAAUGUCCCCAGUUGGUCCCCCCAAAAAUUGGAUAAUUCUUGUGAGGACUUCUUGUCCCCACAAGUAUAGUUAAACACGUCCACACAAACACACACACACACACACACACACACUGACUGACUGACUGACAUUUCUGCAACCUGGAUGUGUUAUUGCAUAAAUACGUUUUCAUUUCAAUGGUGAGUUCUUGCCUUGUUCACCGCCACUGAAAAGAAAACACACACACACACAUUAACAUCUUCACAGACUGACAUGCCCGUCCUGACAUGCAGAGAGAUGCACACUUAUGAGGAGAAGUAUGCUGUUGUGUAUAUCAUUUUAAUGGACAAUAUCAUUAUGAUGGCUAUUUAUUUAUUCUGGUUUAUUUUGUAUCUUUUCUCAUUGAAUUCAUUUUGAUCUAGGUUUGAUUGGCAUCAUUCAUUCAUCCAAUGAGCUUUAAUCAUAGCUUAAUUUGGGAAAGGGGCAGUGGUGUGAAGUACUUAAGUAGUACUUUAAAGUAUUUUUACUUACGUAGUUGUUUUGGGUAUCUGUACUUUACUAUUUAUAUUUUACUUUUACUUCACUACAUUCUUAAAGAAAAUUAUAUACUUUUUACUCCAUACAUUUUCC
Oncorhynchus mykiss (rainbow trout) is the source of this 4279-nucleotide messenger RNA. RefSeq names its product chloride channel protein 2. Gene Ontology annotation, biological process: chloride transport; transmembrane transport. Gene Ontology annotation, cellular component: plasma membrane. Gene Ontology annotation, molecular function: voltage-gated chloride channel activity. The record is from RefSeq and is a predicted model, not a curated record. Lineage: Eukaryota; Metazoa; Chordata; Actinopteri; Salmoniformes; Salmonidae.